ACUCUUGCAAAGUUAGGCGAACUUCCAUCACUACUCACUCACCGGCUGCCUGCUCAGUGCUGAGCCGUUCACGUAUGGCCUGUGCGCGUUCCCGUUUUGGAGAGAUCGGUGCCAUCUCCGCUCGCCUUGAGGAAAAGGUGCUUUGUUUCUCAAAGCUAUAAUUCAAGAAAACUGACCAAAUGUAUAGAACAUUGUUCCAUGAAUGAUCUGUAGUUGGAAAUUCAACUCGAUUCAGAUGAGCGACCAGCCAUAACCACCAAGCCCAGACAACCAGAACCCUGGUCAGAACCCCUUUCUCUCCCCCUGUUGCCGACUGCCGACACCCUGGGACCCGUCGUCGCCAUGGAGACGGUGGUGAUCGUGGCCAUUGGGGUGCUGGCCACCAUCUUCCUGGCCUCCUUCAUUGCCCUGGUGGUGGUGUGUCGACACCGCUACUGCCACCCCCACCACCUGCUGCACCACUUCAACUCCAAGCCCAAUGGACUGACCUGCUGGUUUGAAGCUAUAAGUCUAUGGAUUGAACAGAGCGACUUCACAGCACUAAGACCCAGUGUUGACCUGAUCGGUGCCAUGGAGACCCAGAGUGAGCCGUCUGAGCUGGAGCUGGACGACGUGGUCAUCACCAACCCUCACAUCGAGGCCAUCCUGGAGAACGAGGACUGGAUCGAGGACGCCUCUGGAUUGGUUUCACAUUGUAUCUCCAUCUUAAAGAUCUGCCACACCCUGACUGAAAAGCUGGUUGCCAUGACAAUGGGCUCAGGCGCUAAGGUGAAAGCCCCAGCCAGCCUCAGUGACAUCAUCACUGUGGCUAAACGCAUCAGUCCGAGGGUGGAUGACGUUGUGCGGUCAAUGUACCCUCCCCUGGACCCCAUACUUCUUGAUGCCAGGGCCACCGCCCUCCUCCUGUCAGUCAGUCACCUGGUGCUGGUGACACGCAACGCCUGCCACAUGUCUGGCAGCAUGGACUGGAUCGACCAAUCACUGCACGCCGCUGAGGAUCACAUGGUGGUGCUGCGGGAGGCGGCGCUAGCGUCUGAACCAGAACGGAGUCUACCUGGAAUAGAUGUGCAGAGAGAGCAGGCUAUCUAGAACACACAGACAUGUACAUACACACAUGCACACACACAUUCACAUAGGCAAGCAGGCACAUACACUCCUUCUCUAUAUAUCAUACAAAUAGACACAUUAAUGCACAUCUCGGGCACAUUCUCACGCAUACACAAUGCUUGAUAAACACACAAUUUAAAAAACUCAACACAUUCCCAAAACACACAUUCCCAAAACACACAUUCCCAAUGAUCUUUCUCACUGUUCUGUGCUGAUUUACAUACAGAUGGGUUGCUAGAUAAUAGAAAAGAGCUGGUUUUAGAAAAGGAUGGGUUGCCAGAUCCUUGUGCUAUUUUGCUCUUGAUCCUUUCACUUUUACCAUGUUUCUGGUUUUGUAUAUAGUUAUGUAUAACCAUAAUGUAUGUUAUGAUUAGGAUUUAUAUAGAUUUUAUGUUACACUCUCAGACUCAGAUUGUUUUGUAAGUGGAGAGCUCACUGAGACAGGCUUGUGUGUAGUUGUUGCCAUGGACGACUGCCCCCUUGACAUUCCUUCCUGGGUGUCGUCCAUCUCCCAGCGGUGAGCUAUAAUCCACCCCGUUAGGAGUGCACAGUCACAUGGAAGCUUACAUUUAGUCAGACUAAUCCAUGUGGGGGAAAACCCUUGGACACCCAAUAGGACCAAAGGCCUGGGAAAUACAUGCACACCUACUCAGAGCAAUACACUCUUACUUAGAGCAAUACACUCUUACUCAGAGCAAUACACUCUUACUCAGAGCAAUACACUCUUACUCAGAGCAAUACACUCUUACUCAGAGCAAUACACUCUUACUCAGAGCAAUACACUGCUACUCAGAGCAAUACACUACUACUCAGAGCAAUACACAGCUACUCAGCGCAAUACACUACUACUCAGAGCAAUACACUCUUACUUAGAGCAAUACACUCUUACUCAGAGCAAUACACUCUUACUCAGAUCAAUACACUCUUACUCAGAGCAAUACACUCUUACUCAGAGCAAUACACUCUUACUCAGAUCAAUACACUCUUACUGAGAGCAAUGCACUGCUACUCAGAGAAAUACACUGCUACUCAGAGCAAUACACUGCUACUCAGAGCAAUACACAACUACUCAGAGCAAUACACUCUUACUUAGAGAAAUACACUGCUACUCAGAUCAAUACACUACUGCUCAGAGCAAUACUCUUAUUUAGAGAAAUACACUCUUAGAGCAAUACACUCUUACUUAGAGCAAUGCACUGAUACUCAGAGCAAUACACUGCUACUCAGAGCAAUACACUGCUACUCAGAUCAAUACACUGCUACUUAGAGCAAUACACUCUUACAUAGAGCAAUACACUGCUACUUAGAGCAAUACACUGCUACUUAGAACCCGGAGUCAAAUAAUUCAAGCUCUGAAAUUCAGCCUAAGAGAAGACUGCCAGUAUAACUGCAGCCUACAUCAGAUAAGCAGAGCUCUGUGAUGGAAUGAUAUUGAUUGAGAUGAAACAUGAAAAAAAGUGUCCACUCCUUUAUUUUCCUGGUUUCCGUCGUUUUAUUACAAUUGAUUGCUUUUGUAUGUAAGCUCUCCUGUCUGUGUUUUCUCCUCCCCACCCACCGUUCGUUAGUGAUGUUUCCUUAUCUCCUGCCUUUUUCACCUUUCUCUUUUUUUCCCCCUUCAUUGAUUUGUACAGGUAAAUUAAAGUUUCAUAGGAAAAUGUG
Messenger RNA from Oncorhynchus kisutch (coho salmon), 2766 nucleotides. Its product is annotated as transmembrane protein 98-like. Gene Ontology annotation, cellular component: endoplasmic reticulum. NCBI's taxonomy places the organism in Eukaryota, Metazoa, Chordata, Actinopteri, Salmoniformes, Salmonidae. The record is from RefSeq and is a predicted model, not a curated record. Bases 343 to 1089 code for a protein of 248 amino acids. The transcript is spliced from 9 exons.